AUGGAUUACGAACUUGAGAACAAGACAGAAGAAGAGAAUGAAAAGCUCAUCAACGAGGAGUACAAAAUGUGGAAAAAGAACUCGCCUUUUCUAUAUGACCUUGUUGUCACACACGCGCUUGAGUGGCCUAGUCUGACUUGUCAAUGGUUCCCUACUGUAGAAGAAAUGCCUGACAAGAAUUACAAGAUCCAGAACCUGUUAUUGGGAACUCACACCAAUGAUAAUGAACCGAAUUAUCUGCAGAUUGCAUCUGUAAGACUCCCUAACGAAGUCAAAAAAUCUGAAGAUACAGCCAUGGAGGAUGCUAGCGAGGUCGAAAAAGACAAUGAGACGUUCAUCAAAAUCACGCAAAAGAUCCUUCAUGACGGAGAGGUGAACCGUGCUCGUUAUCAAAUCGAAAAUCCAGACAUCAUUGCUACAAAAUCCAGAACUGGCGAUGUGUAUGUUUUUGAUCGCACUACCUUUGACCCAAUGCCCAAAGAAGGCGAAAAAUUCAAUCCUACUCUCAGAUUGACUGGACACGACAAGGAGGGCUAUGGUUUAGCCUGGAGCCCUCAUAAAGGAAACUCGACUCAUUUACUAAGUGCUGGCUUUGAUUCGAAGAUUUGUCAAUGGGAUGUUGCAGGAACGUCAAGGGAAAAUCGUGAAUUGGAGCCUGUGCGUACAUAUACAGCUCAUACAACAGGUGUAGAAGAUGUCGCAUGGCACACUAAAUUCGAAUCUAUAUUCGCCUCUGUCGGCGACGAUGCUCGACUCAUGAUCUGGGACGCCAGAAACGACUCCAACAAGCCAAUUCACAACAUUCAAGCGCAUGAUGCUGAAAUCAACUGUGUUGCAUUUGCCCCUGGAAGUGAAUGGGUGCUCGCCACAGGCUCUGGAGAUAAGACUGCUGCUUUAUGGGAUUUGCGUAACCUAAAACAAUCGAUUCACAGCCUAAGAGCUCAUCAAUCCGAGAUCCUUCAAUUGGCAUGGUCACCACACCAUGAUGCUGUUUUGGCCACAGCUAGUAGCGAUAGAAGAAUUCUUGUGUGGGAUCUCUCUAAGAUCGAUACCCCUCAACUUCCCGAAGAAGCAGAAGAUGGACCACCCGAGCUUUUGUUCAUGCACGGUGGUCAUACAAACAAAAUCUCUGAUUUCAGUUGGAAUCCUGCAGAUCCUUGGGUAUUAUCAAGCACAGCUGAUGAUAAUAUUGUUCAAGUAUGGCAGAUGGCAAGCAACAUUUAUAACCCUCAACCCCAUCAUCAUCACGACGAACACACAGCACAACCGGUUACUGAUGAACUGUUGGAUGGUAAAUCUAGAAACGAAGAUGAAAGCCAAUCAUCCAGUGUCGCAGCAAAUACGGCACCUACUACACCUGGAUCCACCUUGAAUGAAAGCACAGCAACAGCCAUCCCUACAUCUACUGCUACUGCUGGUGAUGAGCAAGCCAGCUCGAGUGCAGUAGAUGAAAAGGAGGCUUCUUCAGUGACAGUAGAAUCCAAUGAUGCAACUAGUACCACGCAACAAGACUCCAAUGCCGAGAACUUGAACAGCGAUGGAGAUGUUCAGAUGCAAGAUUAA
Mucor velutinosus is the source of this 1563-nucleotide messenger RNA. RefSeq lists its product as uncharacterized. The transcript has 9 exons. Gene Ontology annotation, biological process: regulation of DNA-templated transcription; chromatin remodeling. Lineage: Eukaryota; Fungi; Mucoromycota; Mucoromycetes; Mucorales; Mucoraceae. The record is from RefSeq and is a predicted model, not a curated record. Gene Ontology annotation, cellular component: Rpd3L complex; Rpd3L-Expanded complex; cytoplasm. The coding region runs from base 1 to 1563 and encodes 520 amino acids. Gene Ontology annotation, molecular function: nucleosome binding; histone binding.